AUGUACUUCGCCACCAUUGCUGUCCUAUCAACGGCUCUUGCCUCUUCCACACUUGCCGCCCCUGGAGCCCCCGAACACCCAAUAUGGAAGAAACCAGGCGGUGAUAGCUGGUUCCGAAGAAAACAAGUCUCACCUCCCAGCUACGAGCCCUCGACGCCAGACAGCGGCACAGAGUGCCCAACACCAACCAACUCCACCUGCCUGACCGACGAACAAGCCGCUGCCGGUGCCGAAAUUUUCCGUCGUCUCAUCCAAGACUAUUCCGACGAAUUGGCUCUAGACGCCCUCACGGAGGACUUUGUCGAUUAUUCUUCCGCAGUCAAUAUCAUCCGUAAUCGCGGCAACGAAGGCCCUUUUGUCGUCAAUGAAAUCUCUUUCAAUGGCCGAGCAGCUUUCAUGGCUGCACAAGGUUCUCAACCUGAAAUUCCUUUCGAUACUCUUAAUACUUUCCACGGCUGCAAUCAUGUCGCGACUCGAUGGCAAACGCUUCGUUCUGCCAAUGGACAAGCCACCGAAUCGAAUGAUAUUCCCGUCGUCGGCAACGGAAUCCUCGUAACCGUCCCCGACUCCAACAACACGUAUGGAUUCCGCGUCAAAGAACUUUAUUCGGAAUUCAACGCUGCCGCUUGGCUUGUCAAUAAUGAAGAGGACGCAUGA
Messenger RNA from Sphaerulina musiva SO2202, 657 nucleotides. RefSeq lists its product as uncharacterized. The transcript is spliced from 3 exons. The record is from RefSeq and is a predicted model, not a curated record. The coding region runs from base 1 to 657 and encodes 218 amino acids. Lineage: Eukaryota; Fungi; Ascomycota; Dothideomycetes; Mycosphaerellales; Mycosphaerellaceae.